Molecule: messenger RNA, 1038 nt
Organism: Aspergillus versicolor CBS 583.65
Lineage: Eukaryota; Fungi; Ascomycota; Eurotiomycetes; Eurotiales; Aspergillaceae
Product: MIF domain protein
Exons: 3
Coding region: 1-1038 (345 amino acids)
Molecular function (GO): phenylpyruvate tautomerase activity
Source: RefSeq, a predicted model, not a curated record
AUGCCUCAGAAACACCAUCGUAUCGAUUUCACGCUUCUCAGACGGCGCCGGAACCUCUCGUCGACCUCGUCGUCUGAUCUGUCUCCCACUGUUCCUGUCCUCGAGUCACCAAUUACCUUUCACGCCAUAGCGUCACAGAGUGUCUCCGAGGCAACACUAAAGCAGAGCGGACUAAACAGAGCCCCAGUUAAGCCGUCCAUGUUCUUUGAAGACAGGGAAGAAGACGACGAUGGAUCAGCUCCUAAUCUCACAUCACCACGUGCAGUACAUAGGAGCAGUGACGAGGACAGGCCGUUGACUCAACCAAAGAGUCAAUUCUUCGACAAUUCAUUCAGCUCUCGUAGCCCUUGGGUGUCCCCGAGUGCUCGAAUAAACCAAGAUUCCUUCGUCGUGAUCGAAAUCAAGUUGAAUAUAGGUGUCAAAGACGAGGAGUCCGUUGUCUCGAAGAUCACCACUAAAAUGGCACAGAUUUACCAGAGAUCUGAGUCUUUUAUGAUAGUCACCAUACAGCAAAUUCCAACCCUCCGGUUUGGCAGUUCAGCACUACCAUCAUACUCAAUGAAGCUCUAUGCCCUUCCCUAUCUCAUUGCACCCAUCACAAAUCUUCGCAGCACGAUACUCAUUCAAGCAGCAUUAGAUGACAUCCUACAUAUCGCGCCAUCGCGAGGAAUCAUUCUCUAUAUUCCAAUUCCAGAGGAGAAUAUGGCAACGAAUAGCACAACGAUGAUGGGUGAAAUUGCCCGUCUAGAGCGCGAUAUUGGAGCCCGGGAGCCUCGAAUUUUCAAGUCUCUCUCUCGAUCCUUGAGCAGGAGGAAGAAAUCUAGUAGCGGCGUGAGCGCACCUUUAUCUGUUGCCACAACAUCGUCAUGGGCUGCCACAAGCGAUGUACAAGAGCCAAAACCAGUUACAGCCUCAGAGUCCGAGGGUGCCAAUGCCUCUGGCGAAGGUAAUUCGAGGCCUGGAAAGACUGGAAGGACUUUGCGACUCUUUGUUUCCCGUCGAAGUCCGGAGCGUUCGCGUUCAGGUGAUGAUGAGUAG